GAUAGCCUAGGAAGUAGGAAGAAACACUCAGCACGACUUUGGCUAUUUUUCUAAAUCUUAAACAGAAAAUGCGCAGUUUUGGACAUUUUACCGAAAUGAUGAGUCGAGUUUUCAAAAAAUCCGCACAAAGAUUUCUGAGCCCUGUAUUCAGCGAAAUGGCGCCAUUGAAUUCGAGAAAUUCGCAACUGUCACCUCCAUUUUCUUCAUCCUUCUUCUUCUUCUUCUUCUUCUUCUUCUUCUUCACUUUUCUCCAUUUCUUAACACACAAAAUCCGGAUCCUUCUCCAAUGAAGAAAUCCAAUCAGAUAUUUAGAACAAUAACCCCCGCUUCAGCAGCAGCAGCAAAAUUUGAUACCAUCAAUUUCCACAACUCCAAUGUCGAUUCCCUUGUAGCUUUGAUUGACAACCGUAACCCUCUCUCUCACUUGGAUGGUGAAUUCCAUACCUCCUCACCUUCUUCUGUUUCUAAAACUGUGGACGAUCUUUGGAGGCAGUUGAAGGAGGAGUCUGUUGAAGACUUGAUAUUGAAUCCCUUGAGUUGUUUAAAGGAUUUCGAUAGGGUUUAUGUUGAAGAUCAGGAGAAUGUUGGGUUUGGGAAUAAAGUUGAUAUUAGGGCGAGAGGGAAGAGAAGGCGCGUAGCCAUGGAGCCGAUGGAUGACGCUGCGCUUCAAAGACAACGGAGGAUGAUUAAGAACAGGGAAUCUGCUGCUAGGUCCAGAGAAAGGAAACAAGCACAUCAAAUUGAGUUAGAGUCAAUAGCUUCGAGACUUGAGGAGGAGAAUGAACGAUUAUUGAAAGAGAAGGCUGAGAGAUCCAAGGAACGACUAAAGCAGUUGAUGGCAAAAGUUAUCCCAGUUAUGGAGAAACAGAGGCUGCCACAAGUCAUAUGCUGGGGUCGCUCCUUCGAGUGGUAGCCUAUCAAUCAUUUCUUGUGACACAAGAAGCCAAUAUCCUUCUCAGAAUCAAGGUCCUGACGUGAUCUGACUAACCUUCAAUCAGAGAAAGGAUCAUAACCUCAAUAGUUAGUGAAGAAAAAGCUUUUGUUUGUUUGGCCAAACACAAAGUGCUCUGCUGUUUUAUCCGUGACUGGUCAUUUUUAGGUUCGACCUCGUGCACUUCUGUGAAACCCACUAGAUUAGUUGAUCAUAUUUUCAUAAUUAAUAAACCUUUUCUUUUCUUUUACUAGUUGAUUCAAAUAUUUUAUCAUCACAACUUAUUUUGUAGGAUUGAUAUUUAUUUCUGCAUUUAUAAACUUUUUUUCAUGUCUUUUUUAUUUUUA
Molecule: messenger RNA, 1278 nt
Organism: Cucumis melo (muskmelon)
Lineage: Eukaryota; Viridiplantae; Streptophyta; Magnoliopsida; Cucurbitales; Cucurbitaceae
Product: G-box-binding factor 4-like
Exons: 4
Coding region: 287-913 (208 amino acids)
Biological process (GO): positive regulation of DNA-templated transcription
Cellular component (GO): nucleus
Molecular function (GO): DNA-binding transcription factor activity
Source: RefSeq, a predicted model, not a curated record